UAAAUUUGAGUUUUUAAAAUGCUUGUUGAAUGGAAUUAUUUGGACUUGAAAAAUCGCGAUGAAUAAUGUAAGGAGCAUUGUUGACUUCCAAGUUCUGACUUUUUUUAUAUAAACUUGAAACUUGACAUAAAAAAAUUGCACAUUCACGUGAAUAGCCUUAGUUGAUGAUAUUUUGAGGAUCUUUCACCACAAACAUGGUCAAUUUGUAAUCUUUUUUUCCUCUCUUCUUUAAUUUCACAAUCUGAGAUCAGGUUUGUCAAAUAGACAACGUUAUUUGUAAAGAUCAAGUCACGAGUAAAUUUGUUGCAUAACACGCACGAGUAAACUUUUUUUUCUCUUUUGUAAAUAACCGUCAGAAGUUAAUUGACGUCUUUGUCGAUCUUUUAAUUAGAAGCAAUUCUAGAUGGCAGAAAAAAAUAAAUAUUUAUCGUAAUGUGAUGACCACAUGUGUUUGUGAGUUAAUUCUAUAACUGCCAUUACCAAGCAGCAGUUGCUUAUAUAAUGACGUCAUUGAAUGAUGAGAUGAUUCUCAAAAAAAGUGACUUAAAGUUGAGUCAUUAAUCUUUACAUGGCGCGAGAACAAACAAUUCUCAUUCUGCUUCUUGCUAAAGAAUUGUAACAGUGCGCAUUCUUAUCAGCUUUUUCGUGUUUUCAUUGCAAAUAUUUACACUUUUUGAAUGUGAGUCGAGUAUAUCAUCAAAUAAGGCAAAUAAGGGUGAAUAAUAAUUUUCCAUAACGAAUAAAGUUGUGCUAUUAAAUGUUGAUGAUGAUCAUGUGAGAGAAAACGAAUGUAAGACAAUCGUUGUUGAUCAAUCAUCCUUCAAACACAGUAAAAUUCUUUCAUUCAUGAAUAAUUCAGAAAUUUUCAUUCAAUGUCAACAAGCUCAAUUUAACGCUUCAAUGUAAAUAUGACAUCAUGUAUCGUGGAAGUUUUUAAAAGCUAAAAAAUAACAGAAGCAAUUUCACCACCGUUAAAGCAAAUUUUGCGAGCUAUUGAAAAAUAAUCAGUAAGAUCUGGCGCGAGUGUUUCCGAACGAAAUAAAUUUCUCGCCUCGUUAAAAACGUGAAUCUAUUGAAGAAAAAAAGGAAGAGAAGAAAAAAUUGUUUUCUCGUGCAGCUCAUAACCGGAUGUUGGAGUGAGAAAGACACAAACAAGACUCGAAAGUAUUUAGCGAGAAGUCAUGAAACAACAUCAGCGUUGAGCCAAUCAAAUAAAAAUAGGAAAAUGUUACAGUGAAAAAACUUUGAACUCUUACAAAAGACUACUAAACAAGCGUCAUCGCCUUGAACUAGCAAUCAAACAAUCAACAAUAAGAAGGGAAAGAAGAAGUUUGACUCACCUUUUUGUAGAGUUUAAUCCACGUGAGGUCACCUUUCGGGUCUGUAUACUGCAAGCCGAAGAACCAAACUUCACGUAAUCCAAUCGUCUUGACGACUUGGUCAAAGAGUUGUUUGCCGGUGGUGCUUUGCUGGAUGGCAAAUUCCAGCUCAGCGUCCAUCGUCGUGACACGAACAUUAAGCUGUAAAAAAAAGAAAAAAGCAAGUAUGGAUGUCAUCACGAUUAGAUAAUGUUUGAUAGAAUGCAUAAAUCUGACAUUUAAAAAUUUA
Clunio marinus is the source of this 1608-nucleotide messenger RNA. The record is from the annotation of a GenBank genome assembly. Lineage: Eukaryota; Metazoa; Arthropoda; Insecta; Diptera; Chironomidae.